GGCGCGGAGCGUGUGGCCCCCGCGGCUCUGCACCCAGUCGAAGAUGGCGGUGUCCGUGUUCUCCGGCGUGCGGCUCCUCUCCAUCGUGGAUGCCAACGGAGAGAUACAGCGGCACGCCGAGCAGCAGCCCCUGCGGCUGGAAGUGAAAUCCACGCCGGACGCGGCCCUGAUUAACCUUUCCAACGCAGAGGACACGUGUCUCUUCAAAUGCUCGGUGUCACGGCAGACAGAGUGCAGUCGCGUGGGCAAGCAGUCCUUCAUCAUCACACUGGGCUGCAACAGUGUCCUGCUGCAGUUCACCUCCCCGGCAGACUUCAACUCCUUCUACAACAUCCACAGUCGUGGACACAGCGUGGAGAGGUCCGUGUUCAGUGAACGGACAGAGGAGUCCUCUGCUGUGCAGUACUUUCAGUUUUAUGGCUACCUCUCCCAGCAGCAGAACAUGAUGCAGGAUUACGUCCGGACAGGAACGUACCAGCGGGCCAUCCUUCAGAACCACACUGACUUCAAGGACAAGGUGGUGCUGGACGUGGGCUGCGGCUCCGGUAUCCUGUCCUUCUUCGCCGCCCAGGCGGGAGCGAGGAAGGUGUAUGCGGUGGAAGCCAGCACCAUGGCCCAGCACGCCGAGGUCCUAGUGAACAGCAACGGGCUGACAGACCGGGUGGUGGUGAUCCCGGGCAAGGUGGAGGAGGUGACCCUACCCGAGCAGGUGGACAUCAUCAUCUCCGAGCCCAUGGGCUACAUGCUCUUCAAUGAGAGGAUGCUGGAGAGCUACCUGCACGCCAAGAAGUUCCUCAAACCCAACGGUAACCUGUUCCCCACCAUCGGCGACGUGCACCUGGCCCCCUUCACAGACGAGCAGCUCUACAUGGAGCAGUUCACCAAGGCAAACUUCUGGUACCAGCCAUCCUUCCAUGGCGUCGACCUGUCUGCCCUCAGGUGGGCUGCCGUCGACGAGUAUUUCCGGCAGCCGAUCGACACCUUCGAUAUCCGCAUCUUGAUGGCCAAGUCGGUGAAGUACACGGUCAACUUCUUGGAUGCCAAGGAAGGAGAUCUUCACAGGAUAGAGAUCCCCUACAAGUUCCUCAUGGUCCAUUCGGGCCUGGUGCACGGCCUGGCAUUCUGGUUUGACGUGGCUUUCAUCGGCUCAGUGAUGACAGUCUGGCUGUCCACGGCCCCCACGGAGCCCCUCACCCACUGGUAUCAGGUGCGCUGCCUCCUGCAGUCACCCCUCUUCGCCAAGGCUGGGGACACCAUGUCCGGCACGGUGCUGCUCAUCGCCAACAAGAGGCAGAGUUACGAUAUCAGCAUCGUGGCCCAGGUGGACCAGACCGGCUCCAAAUCCAGCAACUUGCUGGAUCUGAAAAACCCCUUUUUCAGGUACACAGGGGCGAGUCCAGCACCGCCUCCUGGCUCACACUACACCUCCCCGUCUGAAAACAUGUGGAACACAGCGGGGACCUACAGCGUAAACCAGGGCAUGCCCGGCUCAGGGAUGCCUGCGGCCUAUGACCUGAGCACCGUCAUCGGCAGUGGCUCCUCGGUGUCGCAUAACAACCUCAUUCCUCUGGUCAACGCGGGGAUUGUGAACCACACCCACUCCAGAAUGGGCUCCAUCAUGAGCACAGGCAUCGUCCAGGGAAGCUCAGCUGGCCAAUCAGGACCAAAGCAGCAGCAGCAGCCCCACUACCCAGUGAACACCCAGCUGACCAUGGGCGGCCCACCCCUCUCCAUGGCCUCUCCCAUGGCCAUCCCCAGCAGCACCAUGCACUAUGGCAGUUAGGGACCCCCCCCAGCCUGCCCGAGGUGCAUACCCUGACCCCCAACCCACCCCCUCCCAACCAGAGGAAAACCAAAACUGGCGACUUUCGAAAAGAGCCAUUUUUUUUUGGGUCAUCUCAGCGGUAUUCUGCACCUUUGCACCCCCACUCCAGGCUCCUUUCUUCACACCUUCCCAUCAGUUUCAACAGUGCCCCCCCCCUCCCCCCGCAAGGCCCACCUGAUCCGUCAUGAUUGUCGCCCAUUGGCAGCCCAUGGGCUGAAGGACAGAGAGGCUGUUGCACCGGAUGCGAUACUCGUUAUUCCCAGGAUACUCGUACGUGUGACUCCCAGACUUGACUCUGCCGCUCCAUGGGGUGACCUUGCUUUCACCCCUGAACCCGUCACAGUGACCUUCACGGCUGGUCACGUCUCGCUGUCCAUCUCUGGAGUGUUACCUGCCCGUGGUGUUUGAGGCUCCCCCCACUUCAGACAUGGCCUCUCCGCCGGGAACAAAUCCUUCUGCUCGCCUCAGAACUUUGCGUGAGCGAAGUGUUUCUGCACGGCGAUUUGUGGGUUAGUCGACUCGGAGGACCAGGAGACCGGGAAGCCCGGGCCGCUGCUCGAUGAUCCAUUUUGUGUGUGUGUGUGUUUUUGCUACGCUGAGCUUCCCGCUAGUCUAGCAGGUGAUACUUGUCUAAACAUGCACCUCUCCACCUGUAGACUUCCAGCAUUUUCUAACUGAACUUACCCCCAUACUGCUUAGGUGGAUGAUGUGGACAGGUUGUUAGAGAACCUCUGAGCCCCCUCCCCUUUCGGUGCAUUUGAGGAAUGAACCCCAAAGAGGUGUGUUGGGGCGGGGUGAGUGUGGAACACGGCCUGGGCCUCAGACUUUGGAGCGAUGCUGGUUGGCUCGGCCGUACCGUCCUCCUUAUCCUGCGCUCUGAGACCAACAGGCUGCUGUGUGUACCUUUCCCCCCCCCCCCCCCCCAAAGGCAGUAUUUGUUGCCUCAGCUGUGAACAGAGAAACAAGCAGGUUCUCUUGUUUGCUUUCAGUCAUAGGUCAUGGACUUUGUCAAUUUUGAUUUUGAAACUUUUAAGGAGGAACUUAGUGUCUUGUCUAGUUUGUAGAGUUUUGCCUUCCCCCCCCCCACCCCCUUUCACACAAAAGACAAACAAAAACCACAAAAACGAGCAGAUUAAACUGUGGAGAAGGCCUUGUAAUUUA
Messenger RNA from Brienomyrus brachyistius, 2986 nucleotides. Its product is annotated as histone-arginine methyltransferase CARM1-like. Gene Ontology annotation, biological process: peptidyl-arginine methylation. Gene Ontology annotation, molecular function: protein-arginine N-methyltransferase activity. Lineage: Eukaryota; Metazoa; Chordata; Actinopteri; Osteoglossiformes; Mormyridae. The record is from RefSeq and is a predicted model, not a curated record.